AUGGCGGAAUCGCGUGGGUUACUGCGAACAGGAGGAGCCGCGCUCGCGAUCCUCGCUGAGGCUGUCUUCCUCCUCUGUGCCGAUGGCAACCGCUCCGACCUGCCCUUCUCACCGCCGCUCAACAUCCAAGUGAACCUCACGGGGAAGGAGGACUGGCAGCCGCUAUUCCAAAUGGACAGUGGUGGGUGCAAGUCGUGCGGCAUGUACGAGAAGGGGUGGAUAGCAGACAGCCCCUACCUGCUCUUCCCGCUCUGCGAGUCCAACUUCUCAGCCCCCAAGGGCCACUCGCCUGCUCCCGGUGCUGCGGGCUUUGGGGAGCUGCUGCUGGCGGACCCAAAGGGCACUGUGGAGUUUGUGCUCUCAUGCCCCGCAUGCGUGAGGGACUUGGAAAUGAGUACAGGCGAUGUUCACACGGCACCUGCACCUCAAGGCUUGGGGGUGGUCGUCUGGGUGAUAGCAGGCGUGGCAGUAAUGGGUGUGCUUGUACUGCUCAUCACAUCUGUAGUGUAUAUCACUAAAGGCGGCGAUCAGAUUCUUGAUGAAUCGGAGCGUGACAAGUUUCUUGAAAUGGGGGCUAUGUCGUCAGAGGAGCCUCUUUACGCAUUAGGAAGAGAGCCUCGCCUUGCAUCCGAUGUGCUUAAAGGUGAUCCUGAUGACUACCUAUAG
This is a messenger RNA of Closterium sp. Naga37s-1, 666 nucleotides long. Lineage: Eukaryota; Viridiplantae; Streptophyta; Zygnematophyceae; Desmidiales; Closteriaceae. The record is from the annotation of a GenBank genome assembly.